CCGUGUCGUCAGGCAGAAACACAUUCGGCAGGCUGGCGGGUGUCGGGAUCCUCAAGGCACAACAUCGGCGACCAGAAUUAAACAAUAGACAGCCAUUGUUGUGGUCCGUUUCGAAGUAGCCAGGUGGUUUUGUUUUGUCGAUCUCGCUACGAUGUCGGUAGGUUUGGAGUCGGGAUUCUCGAGCGAGGAGGUGCUCACCAGCCGCUUCCCCCUCCACCGGGCGUGCAGGGAUGGAGACGUCGGAGCCUUGUGCUCCCUCCUUCAGUGCACCUCAAACCCGGCUGACCUCGCGGUGGAAGACACCUUCUACGGCUGGACGCCUAUUCACUGGGCCGCUCACUUCGGAAAGCUGGAGUGUGUGAUGCGUCUGGUUCAGGUGGGCAGCGGCGUGAAUGCCGUCACCUCCAGGUUUGCACAGACACCCAUUCACAUCGCGGCGUUCGGGGGCCACCCGGAGUGCUUGUUAUGGCUGCUCCGAGCUGGCGCAGACAUUAACAGACAGGACUAUGUGGGCGAGUCGCCCAUUCACAAGGCUGCUCGUGCGGGCAGUCUGGAGUGCAUCAACGCUCUCUUGAUUCAGGGAGCGAAAGCUGAUAUGAGGAAUGCCAGUGGGCUGACCGCUGCUAACUUGGCCCACGCCCAGGGGUUCCAGGAGUGCGCAGAGAUUCUCUCCAAUGCCCAGAACUUCCAACAAAACAUGGCCCAGUCCCAUAACGGGGCUUUUCUGAACGGCGUGACCCAGAUCGGGGGCCAAGCUCGUCCCACCAUCCAGGGACGCAGCUUCUCGAACGGCGUGCCCAACAGAAAGAGGUCGUUUGAUGGCAUGGAAGCGAACGCGGGGAAGAAGGCCCGACCGAACGGUCUUUUGCUUAAUGGGAAUGGGCCACUGGGUGGCGCUGGAGAGGUCCAGAUGGAAAGCAUGAACGUGGAGUUGGCGGCGGCUGUAACUCCAGUGGCAGGUGAGGAUUUUUCCUUAAAUGGCCACAGUCGAGCAGAGCUUCCAUUUGGGUGUUACCCAGGAGCAGAAAUCCACCACGGCCCACUCGCCUGCAGCGACUCGUCCUACCCCGGCACGGGGGGCAGCCAGGUGGAGCACCAGAAGUGUGUGCGAGCAGAGCAGUUGUAUGACCACGCCUUCUACACCACCAUGUAGCUCUUCCAUGGAUCCUGAAGCACAGAGGUUCCCUUUGUCAGACUGUCCUUUCUGCCUGAAUGUUGUACGAGUUUAAACCAGCAUUAAUUUGCCUUAAAGCCAUUGAGUGGUGCUGUUAUUCAUUGAUAAUCUUUGUUUUUGCUUUUUUGGAAAGGGCAGGCCCGUCUUUGUGUUUGGAUUGAAAUGUGUACCUGAUUGUUGAUUUAAGAAGGGAUUUUUGUUUGUAUUGUUAAAGAAAAGGUGUUUGUGUAGCUUAUUAAUCAAGUUUGAUUAAGCUGUAUAUAGACAUGUUCUGAUUGCUAAACUAAGCAUCUGCAUUGAAACUGCCAACAUUUGCAAUCGAAUUCUGUCUCAUCUUGUGGAGUGAUCCCUGUUAAAUGUUUUUUGUACUCAUUAACAAUUAAAGUUUUGCAAAACCUUCA
This is a messenger RNA of Gasterosteus aculeatus aculeatus (three-spined stickleback), 1575 nucleotides long. RefSeq names its product ankyrin repeat domain 10b (gene ankrd10b). Lineage: Eukaryota; Metazoa; Chordata; Actinopteri; Perciformes; Gasterosteidae. The record is from RefSeq and is a predicted model, not a curated record. Gene Ontology annotation, molecular function: protein binding.